AUGGAAGCUAUAGUAAAGAACGCUAUACAGCAAUUUUGUGAAGAAAAUAACAUCUUGCAGGAUUUUCAACAUGGCUUCAGGAGAGGACGUUCCUGCCUCUCAAAUCUGCCAGCUUGUCUGGAAAUCUGGACCAGGGCUCUAGAAGAGGGUUUUGAGGUCGAUGUCGUGUACAUCGAUUUUCGCAAAGCUUUUGACACUGUCCCGCACCAACGUCUUCUUCACAAAUUGAGCGACAUCGGCAUCCGGGGAGAUCUUCUGAACUGGAUAAGGGCGUUUCUGGUUGGUCGGAAACAACGUGUCUGUAUCGAGGAUGAUAUGUCAGAAUGGGUUAAUGUGACCAGUGGUGUGCCGCAAGGCUCAGUUCUGGGACCCCCGCUCUUCAUCCUUUACGUUAACGACAGCCUUCAGGAACUCGACUGCGGCAAAGUAAUGUUUGCAGACGACGUUAAGCUCUGGCAAGUCAUUAAGGGUCCGAAUGAUUAG
Molecule: messenger RNA, 483 nt
Organism: Spirometra erinaceieuropaei
Lineage: Eukaryota; Metazoa; Platyhelminthes; Cestoda; Diphyllobothriidea; Diphyllobothriidae
Source: the annotation of a GenBank genome assembly